CAAAUAAUACAAGUUCAUGGACUGCCUUAUGUUGGCAAAACAAGUCUUGUGAAAAAAGUCUGUGAAGAAUUGAAGGAUGAAAUUAACCCUGAAAGACUCCACAUAAAACACAUCCAUAUUUCUAAUAAUAGCAGUUGGUCUGAUAUUUCCAACAUGUACAAUACAUUCACCAAUUGUUCCAGUAUCAGCAAUACUAAAUGGAAAAUUUGUAUUUUUGAUGAUUUCCAGAACAUUCAAGAAAGCUUUCUUCCAGAUUUCCAGGAACUUUGUGACAAUGACUUUCCAAUGCACAUAAAUCUAAAAAUCAUUCUCAUAUUAAGUGGUGGAAAACCAUUUCAGUUUGAUGGAAUCAAUUUUGGAGAGUGUAAAGUGAGUCCAUUGUCCAUUAAAGAAGCACAACUUCUUUUCGGUCGCUGUUCAGACAUUGAGAUGAAUAAUGAAAACAAAGAGCAAAUACACAACAUCAUCAGAUAUGCCUGUGGCCUGCCAGGACUUCUAAUUUACUAUGCAGAAAAAAUCUCUCAAUUUCAUCAUCAUUUCUCUUUUGAUGAUAUCUACAAAAUGAUUUGUGAUGAAACUAGCAUCAAUGAUUGGCUGGAUGAAUGUACAAUUAACAGACGUAAUAUUAAACAAGAAAUGGACAAGUAUUUUUCUCAACUCUCUCACAAACAGCAAGAAGCUCUCAAAUUGCUUUCAUAUUUUCCUGGAAGAUUUGGUAUCGAGGAAGCUGUUGAAAUGACUGAUUCUUCUAGUCAACCAGCUUCCAAGAUGCAUGUUCUGAUGCCGCUUGUUGAACAAGGUUUGAUCAAUUCAGAUUUAGAAUUACAGACUUUUCAAGUGCAACAGUUAAUACGUGUACUUUCUAUGCAACAGAUAGACAAUGUACACAGCAAUGAUUUGGUAAAGCUCAAAUAUACAAACAUUAUUGGGAAAAGUUUGAUGAAGGCUCAAAAUAUUUAUGAUAGAGGUCUCAUAUACGAAGCACUUGGAAUAAUGAGAAAUAACUGGGAAAAUAUUUCAUUUCUGAUGAAGAAAGGGAUUGAUGCCCCUUCAGAUGGUAGGACAUAUGGAGUUUAUUAUGAGAUAGCGUUCAAAGCUUCAGACAUGUUGAUGAUAUGUCACCCUAGAGAUUCAAGACAGUUUUUCGAAGCCUGUCUACAAAGCUCCCUGUUGUUUGGCAACGAAGAGGAACAAGCUUUUAUGAAAAUAACUUAUGGUAUAUCUUUGACAGAUUUGCCAGGUUAUGGAGGAUACAAAGAAGCCAUGGUGUACUACAAGAAGGCCAUGAAUGUAUUGAAAUCUAGAAACAUUCAGUACCGACAGAUGCUGCUGUACAAUAGCAUGGCUUACAAUGCCUAUAUGCGGGGCAGUUAUGUGGAAGCCUUGAAUUUUGCAGAAGCCGGUUACACCAUGACUGCUGAUGAUGCCAACCCACAGAUGGUGCUGAAUGCGAGGAUCACAUGUGCCUCUACCAUGGCCUACAACCUCUUGUUUGUCGGUAAUAACUGUAUUAUGUCUCUCGUGGUUGUUGUUGUUGUUGUUGUUGUUGUUGUUAUAUGGUCCCAGGUCAGCAGUUGCUGAGCAGAUAUAUGACCA
Messenger RNA from Octopus bimaculoides (California two-spot octopus), 1596 nucleotides. RefSeq lists its product as uncharacterized. The record is from RefSeq and is a predicted model, not a curated record. Gene Ontology annotation, molecular function: protein binding. Lineage: Eukaryota; Metazoa; Mollusca; Cephalopoda; Octopoda; Octopodidae.